AUGGAUGCCGAAAACUUUGCAAAGCUCACGGCAAUCUUGGACUUGCUUGACCGCUACAAGAAGAAUCUUGCACAGGCACUGCAGCAAGAAGCACCUGGACGGGCGCGGAGCGUGUUACAGGCAGGCCGAACCCUUUCCAAGAGGUCGACGCGCACGGAAGGCUUAUUUGGCUUCGGCAGCGGCAAUGAAGCUCACCAGCAAAUGGACGCCGUGGCGCAUGCCCUGGAGCGGCGCAAGACAAUCAAACGUACUCAGACGCUGCUGCUCCGGAGGCGAACACGCGUACGCAGGUCUUUUCCAAGCUUGUCAGAGCCCGCGAGCAAGUCUGUUUCCAUUUCUUGCCUUGACGAGGAACUGCAGAGUUGCGUUGCCAGCCGCGGCAUGCUACAUAUGUUCGGAAGCAACCGAAGCACAGACAAGCAGGAAUCAGAUGAAUCCGACUGCGAUGCACAAAGCGAUUGCCUGGAUUACAUGUCGGAUAGGGACGUCGAACCCCCUGACGUUGACUGGGAAGAUUCAGCAUCCCAAAGGAGGCUCUCCACUUGCAGUCUUGAGAACAUGACAACAGAUGAUUAUACCAAUCUGCAUCCCCAGGUCUUGGGUCAGCUAUUUGAUAAAAUUUUGGACUAUCUUCAAAAUGAUUUUGAUGAUUUAGUAGGAAAGUUGAAGGAACAGAAUGUACACUUGAAGCAGGACGUUAUAUCGCUGAGAAAAAAGCUUCAAGAUGCAGUGGAAACCAAUGAUGAGCAGGUUCAAGAACUCAAGGAGAUGACCGAGCGCAUUUCAGAUUUAGAGGCCGAGGGACGGGAACUGACACGCCAGUUAAGUACAUUGGAAGCACGCAUCAAGGCAUACCAGGAGAACCAGAAGGAUUUGGUUAAACUCGAGGAAGAAAAACAUAACUUGAGCAGGGAGUGUGCGGCUCUCCAAGAGCUUAUUAAGAAACUGACCGUGCAAGCUAGCACCCAGGACUCUCAGAAAGUGACGGAACUGGCGCAUGAUCUUGUUACGCUUAAAGGCACUACUCAAGCGAAGGACGAAGAAAUAAAGUCUCUUAAGCGAGAGCUGGAUCGCAAGGGCAGGCUACUGGAGUCUUUGAAUGUGACGCUGAGCACACAACAACAAGCUCCCACCUUGGAGUCGCCCAGAGGAGGAGAUGUCACGAGCAGGCAAGUCACACCUCGGGGCUCUAUCAGCCAUUUGUUUGGUGCGGCGCCAAACCCUCGCAGGGCGUCUGUAAAGCAACUCCUUGUCACUCCCCAACCCGUCCCUGCGGAGCCUGCCGUGUCAUUGGCCACCGAGCUGCACCUGACCAAGUUGGGCAGCAUGCCCCGUAGGCUGAGCGAGGUACAGGACAAGCUGAGAUCAACCCUCGCGGAGCUGGAUACAGUAAGGCAAUCCAAUGAAGAACUUAAAGCAGAACUCACUGCGAUUAAGAAGGAAAUGGAAGAAAGAGAUGCAGUUUCACAACAGAAACUGGAGGAACGUUCUCGCGAGCUUGCUGCCGCCAGAGAACAACUGGAGAGGAAAUCCGCUGAGCUACAGCGCACUGCGCAGGCCCUUGAAGCUACCAAAGACGAUCUCAACACUUCGACUGCUGCCCUGUGCUUGACGGCUGCAGAUAAUGAGCAUUUGCAGGCUCAAGUGCAAGAAGCAAGGCAAAUGCUUCGUGACGCUCAGGAAAGCCAUGCCAAUGCUUUGGCAUCGAGGGCACCAGCAGAUGUUGUGAAGAGUCUUGAGGAGAAAGUAGCGGAGCAGCUCAAAGAGUUGCAAGUGAAGGCGUCCCUUCUCGAUCAAGCUGAGAAGCAUCAAGCAGAACUAGAGGAGCAGAGGGCUACUCUUCAGCGCAGUGUGGAAGAGAAUAUGAAGCAGAUUGAAGAGCUUUCCUCGCGUGUGAAGAGCCUUGAGGGACAGCUAGUAGAAACGACGAACGUCGCGAAUGCGCUUGGCGUGACUACUCAUAAACUAAUGGAACUCGUGAAACGUGGGAGUGUUAGCGAGGAGGAACGCGCCGAGGCGGAGAAGCGGAGAGAGGAGUUACUAGAGUUGCUCGAGAAAGAACGUCGCCGCGCUGACGCUUUGGCACAGAGCGCCCUCCAGCAGCGUUCCAUGGAAGCAGAGCAACGUGAGUUUGAAGCCAAUGCUAGGGAAAUGCAAGAACAGCUCCAGCAACAAGUGGAGUUUCUGAAGGGUAGGCUGGCUAAACAAGAAAGCGAAGCGGAGACUUUGAAGCAAGAGCUGGUGGCGCAAGCCAAUGCAGCGCAAGAGGCGAAAGAGGAGAUGCAGGCAGAGCUUCGCUCUGCAUACAACAAAUUGCAAGAACUGAAAGAGCAACUUCAAGAGGCCACACGGCAAAAAUUCGAACUUGAGAUGAAAACAGCAGAAUUCACGACUCAGAAGGAAGCAAUGAGCCGGCUAAAUGAAGAAAAACAGGAGGCACUGAGGGUGCAGGAAAGGGAGGUGCAGCACAUGCAGGUGCGCAUGCAAGAGCUCCUCGACAAAAUUCAAGAUUUUGCCACUCGUGAAGCUGCAUUCACAGAAGAGGCUGAGCGCUUGAAAAAGAAUAUUGCUGACCUUGAGCUCGGGCUCCAGGCCGAGAAGGAGGAAACCCAGCAGCUUUUGUCCCAGAAGGAAGAAGAGAAGCGACAACUGGAAUUAGCUCAAAAGGCUGCCCUUGCAGUCAUGCAGGAACAAAUUGAACAGUUAGAGAAAGAGAAAUGCACUGCUUUAGAACAAGCUGAUCAAGGAGCUUUGUGCCUGAGGAAGGAGUAUGAGGAACUCGCAGAGACAAUAAAAGGUCUGAGAGAGCAGAAUUCAUCCCUUUCUGCUCAACUGGAGCAAGCGAAUAAAAGCCAUGAGCAAGUAGCGCUUCAGUGGCACCAAAAGCACGAGGCUCUUCUUGACAGUUUGAGCAAGGCUCAGGAAAAGUACAGAGAACUUGAGGCUACGCUAGAGCGAAGCACGGAACAAUACCAAAGAUCUCUAGAAGAUGCCCAGCGACAGCUUGUGAAGCUGCAGGCAGCUGAACUUGAGGGCAGGGAGGCUCAGUUCAAAGAUCGUUUGAAAGAACUUGAGCAGGGCUGCCUUCGACUUCACGUUGAAGUGUCUGAGCUUAAAGAGAGGCACGCGACAGCACCGCAGCCUGUUAUGCAGGAUUGGAAUCUGUAUGAGGCAGCAGGGCUGAAGGCGCAGCGGGAUGUUCUUGCAGAGCAGGUGGAGAAGCUGCAUGAGCAACUCAGGGCAAAGGACAUGGAAAGUGCACAUGCAAUAGAUAAGGCAGAAGAAAAUCAAAGGCAUUUCCAGCAACUGCUUGCUUCACUGCAAGAGCAACAAAGAAAAUUGGAGGAGCAGGCGAGCAAUCAAAAAGAAAAAGCUCUCAUUGCAGCAAAUGAACGCAUGCGUCGGGAAAAUGAAUAUCUAAAGGGAGAGCUAGAGGAGCUCAAGGCCCUCAUUCUGACGGAGCGUCGAGAUGCUGGGCUUGCCGGUGUACUCGAAGUGCUGCAGCGACAACUACAUGACCUCGCUAACGAGUUCAAUGCCUUCAAGAAAGUUGAGGCUCAGCAACUCUCAGACUUGAAGGGGGCGGUUAGUGGUACAACUCAGGUUUUUAAUGUUUCUUAUCCUCCAUUUGUUAUUCCGCUGGUGAACGUCCACGAGAGCCGGGACAGCAACGACAAAACCAUCAACAUAUCUGGCAUGCUGGACAUCCGUGCUGCGGCAACGGGUAUAGUACCUUCUGGUUUUGGUGGCGUUUCCCGUCCACCGAUUCCGGCGUUGCAGGGCAGCAGGUUCCAAGAUUGGCUAUGCAAGUGGCGCGACGGCUGCUGGUCAGCGAAUGACUCUCAGAAUGCACACACAUGCUGUUCUUCAGCUGCCUACUCGACUGACAUGCAAUCAGAGCGAUGGCAAACCCAUACACAAGUUUUCAAGCCAGCUUAUCGGGAGACAUUGACUUAUCGCCGCCGGAGACAAGUCGAAACGGCAACGUUGCAUCGGCUACAGCUUGCUGAGGCUCGCUGCCAGCAGCCGAGUUGUACCGUCUACUGCACUGCGACUUGUUGA
Molecule: messenger RNA, 4062 nt
Organism: Eimeria necatrix
Lineage: Eukaryota; Apicomplexa; Conoidasida; Eucoccidiorida; Eimeriidae
Product: myosin heavy chain, putative
Exons: 17
Coding region: 1-4062 (1353 amino acids)
Source: RefSeq, a predicted model, not a curated record